Messenger RNA from Paramecium tetraurelia, 309 nucleotides. RefSeq lists its product as uncharacterized. The transcript is spliced from 3 exons. The record is from RefSeq and is a predicted model, not a curated record. Lineage: Eukaryota; Ciliophora; Oligohymenophorea; Peniculida; Parameciidae.
AUGAUUCACAAUUUAACAAAUUGUAGUGGCUAUCCAAAGAAAUAUAGACAAUCAAGACAAAUAUAGAAAAAGUUUAAUAGAGUAAAUGAAGAAUAAGCAGAUUCUUAGCAAUUUUAGUUUAUAUUCAUCAAUUACUUAGCAUCCUCUGUCAUAUAACUUCUACUUCAAAGUAGGAAGAAGAGAAAAGAGAUCUAUCUAGAAAGAGAAAUAAUAAUGAGACCUAAGAAGACAGGUGAAAAGUUGAAAAAGAGUUAUAUCAAAGAUAAAAGUUAGAUUAUAGAUUUAAAGAACUAAAAAACCUAAUUGUGA